AUGCCCCGAAAAUCCUUGUGCCAUACACUUGAUGUAAGUAAGGAUUUUGUUAGACCCAGAUCACUGACAUUGACUUGGGAAGAAUUACAGGAUAUACCAUCACCCAAGAGACAAAGUGCAACACAUUUAGAAAAACUGAUUAAAAUUAAUUUAAAAGAUAUGGGAAUAGUUCGAGGAUUGACUAAAAUUCGCAGAGCCCUUGGAGGAGAGGAAUUAGGUCAGAGAAUGGUGAAGAACGAAAACGAGGAGCAUAUUAGGUCUAAGUAUAAGAAGCCAAGUAGCUUAAAACCACCAUUAAUUGUAUCCCAUACUCAAACACCUAACCUUCCACACUCUGAAGGAAAACACAUGCUCAAUGGAUCGGGUUUUUCACCGCAAGCUUCAAUGAAUACUGUGCCAUCACCAUCAAUGCAUGCAAGUUUAUCGACACCCGAGUACACCAAUUCUGAAGUUGAAAGUUCAGGUGAUGCAUUUUCAGAAAUUUCAAGUCUAGCUGAGAGUUUGGCCGUUAGCCCAAGAAUACAGGGAUCAAUAAGUCCGCGUCAACUGAAGAGAACAGUUAUACAGCCGCAUAUAUUCGAAUUCAGCGAUUACGAUGAAGAUGAUGAUGAUGGUGGUGAUGAUGAGGGAAGCUAUGAAGAAUUACUAGAGAAGAUCAAAAUGGUUAGAUUGCCACCGAUUGACCAUUAA
Messenger RNA from Zygosaccharomyces rouxii, 690 nucleotides. RefSeq lists its product as uncharacterized. The coding region runs from base 1 to 690 and encodes 229 amino acids. NCBI's taxonomy places the organism in Eukaryota, Fungi, Ascomycota, Saccharomycetes, Saccharomycetales, Saccharomycetaceae. The record is from RefSeq and is a predicted model, not a curated record. The transcript has a single exon.